AUGUCUCUAAUGCAAAUAGUAGAACCCACGCAGUAUAAGCGUGAGGUCCACAGAAAGACGUCUGAAUUUCAAUGUUUGUAUUCCUUCAAGGAGAAUCGGAAUUAUCAGAGUCAACAAGAAGGUGUCUUCCUUUAUCUUCUUUCACAGUUGUUCACUUUUGAGGUCCACACCCCAAAUAAGAGGUGUAUGGUGACUCUUCCAUUUUUAAGACUUGACACCGUCACUUUCAGUAAGGAAGAUGUUGUCUGGGUGUCCGACUUCGUUCAGAAGAGGAUUUCUGAGAGAAUCAAAAUUGAGAUGGAGAACGGAAUAUCAGAAAAGACAGCUUUGAGAAGGUGCGAGAAUUAUAAAAUAUCAGAAACUCUUCAUUUCUUAAUGGACGUCUUGUCAAUGUACGGAUACUUCUUUCAAACACGAACUACAACUGGCAAGAAGGGAAUGACUAAGGUAGACGUCUGUUUCAGAGUGUUCAAAAAUGGAAAAAUACUCUAUGAUCAAAAGCAGAUUGAAGAUAUCGGGGAGAAGGUUAAUCAAUUAAUUGUUGAAAUGAAGCCCGAGACCGGAAAAGUUGUGGUUGACAAAAACACGUUUAGUUCUGUUGUGAAGCAAUGA
Entamoeba invadens IP1 is the source of this 612-nucleotide messenger RNA. RefSeq lists its product as hypothetical. The record is from RefSeq and is a predicted model, not a curated record. The coding region runs from base 1 to 612 and encodes 203 amino acids. Lineage: Eukaryota; Evosea; Mastigamoebida; Endamoebidae. The transcript has a single exon.